AUGACAAACGGUGACGAGCAACAACAACAACAACAACAGAAUGUUUUUCAUAGUUCGUUUUCAAUUCGAAGUGUUCUUGGCGAAGAUGAUACGAAAACAAAUAUUGAAAAAUUAUCUAAAACAGUUUCAUUUUAUACAUCAAUGCAAACAAUAAAUCCUUUAAAAAGAACACGUGAUGAAACAGAUGAUGAAAAUGAUCAUGAAAUUCCAUUAAAAAAACGUUCAACGAUUCUACAUAAUGAAUCCGAAGAUGAUCAUAAUCAUCAUGAUGAAGAAGAUAUUGAUAUUGGUAGUACAUCUCCAGCUAUAUAUAAUUCAGAGUAUGAUGAAGAUGAAGAUAUUGAAACUGAAGAAUGUAAUUCUCAUAUUAAAUCAUUACCAAAAAAAUCUUCACCAUCUAUAUCAAGUGAAUCAUCAUCGGGCCAUGCAUCUGGUUCCGAUGGUACAAUUAGUCGAAAUAAUAAUAAUAAUAAUAUAAAAGAACAAAAACAAGUUUCAUCAUCAUCAUCAUCAUCAACAUCAAAUACAACAACGCCUGCACCAAGAAAUAAAUAUGGUGUUAAACCAGCUUAUUCCUAUAAUGCUUUAAUAAUGAUGGCAAUACGUUCAUCUGCACAUGAACGUUUAACAUUAAAUGGUAUAUAUGAAUAUAUAAUGAAAUCUUUUCCAUAUUAUCGUGAAAAUAAACAAGGUUGGCAAAAUUCAAUUAGACAUAAUUUAUCUUUGAAUAAAUGUUUUGUUAAAGUUCCAAGACAUUAUGAUGAUCCCGGUAAAGGAAAUUAUUGGAUGCUUGAUCCAUCAGCUGAUGAUGUUUUUAUUGGUGCCACAACUGGUAAACUUCGACGUCGAACAUCAACAUCAAGAAAUCAUCGUUUAGCUGCAUUUAAACGUUCAGGUCUAACACAUUCAAAUCCAUUUGUUCCAACACCAUUUCUUUCACAACAUCCACAUACAAAUUCAUGGCCAUAUUCAGCUGCUGUUUAUGCAUCAGCAGCCGCUGCUGCUAUGUGGUCAGCAUCAUCAUCACAGGCAGCAUCAAAUUCAACAUGUCAACAACAACAACAAUUUUUAAAUGUUUUAAAUUCACAUUCACAUCAUCCAACAAAUUAUGCUUUAGCAGCAGCUGAAGCAUUAAGACAUCAUCAAAUACCAACAAAUCGAUCAAUUUUAGCUGAACAUUUAUUAUCUGCUAGUUCAAUUUCACCUAAUAAAACAAGGUCAGUGUCGUAA
Adineta steineri is the source of this 1230-nucleotide messenger RNA. The record is from the annotation of a GenBank genome assembly. Lineage: Eukaryota; Metazoa; Rotifera; Eurotatoria; Adinetida; Adinetidae.